Nannospalax galili (Upper Galilee mountains blind mole rat) is the source of this 2121-nucleotide messenger RNA. It is a transcript of the gene Pla2g7, whose product is annotated as phospholipase A2 group VII. Gene Ontology annotation, molecular function: 1-alkyl-2-acetylglycerophosphocholine esterase activity. The transcript has 12 exons. The record is from RefSeq and is a predicted model, not a curated record. Bases 279 to 1604 code for a protein of 441 amino acids. NCBI's taxonomy places the organism in Eukaryota, Metazoa, Chordata, Mammalia, Rodentia, Spalacidae.
GAGAGAGGCUGGGCCACAGGCUCCUCCCUGAUUCCUCCUCCCGCAGCACUGGGGUCGGGCUCUUAAGGCUGCGCGCUCAGCCCACCUAGGAGCUGCCCUGCCGCUGGGUGACCAAGGUGACUGUCAGCGACUGGCCAGAGGUCAGCGGUGCUGGCGGCGAGAAGCACUUGUAUAUCGCUCGCGUGGGUGGUACCAGUGCGUCCAGACACGGGAGUACUCCGGGGUAGCUCAGUACAGAGACAAGAACAUUAAACUGAAACUACUGCUUGGGUCCCAAGAUGGCACCACCCAUACUGCCUGUGCUUUUCUGUCUUGUGUGCUGCCUCCCACUCGUUCGUCCUUUUCACUGGCAAGACCCAUCACCUUUUGACUUUAUUAAAUCAUCUGCGUGGCUUCAUAAAGUAAAAGUGGCGAUAACUACUGCCCGCUCUGGCCAUAGUAAAAUCCCCCAAGGAAAUGGGUCUUAUUCUGUUGGUUGUACGGACUUGAUGUUCAACUAUGGUAACAAGAGCACCUUCAUGCGUCUGUACUAUCCAACCCAAGAUCCAGAUCGCUUUGACACCAUUUGGAUCCCAAACAAAGAAUACUUUUUUGGUCUCAGUAAAUUUCUUGGAACACCCAGGCUUAUAGGCAAUGUUUUGAACUUCUUAUAUGGUUCGAUAAAAACUCCCGCGAACUGGAAUUCUCCUUUGAAGACUGGUGAAAAAUAUCCACUAAUUGUUUUCUCUCAUGGUCUUGGAGCAUUCAGGACAAUUUAUUCUGCUAUUGGCAUUGACCUGGCAUCACAUGGGUUUAUAGUUGCUGCUGUGGAGCACAGAGAUGGAUCUGCAUCUGCGACUUACUAUUUUGAGGACCAGGCUGCUGCAGAAAUCAAAGAUAGGUCUUGGUUUUAUCUCAAAACAGUAAAACAAGAGGAGGCAGAAAAAGUACGGAAAGAGCAGGUCCAGCAAAGAGCAAAGGAGUGUUCCCAGGCUCUCACUGCGAUUCUUGACAUUGAACAUGGAAGGCCAAAGGAGAAUGUAUUAGGUUCAGAGUUUGAUGUGGAACAGCUGAAGGGUUCCAUCGAUAUGAAUAGAAUAGCAGUGAUUGGACAUUCUUUUGGUGGAGCCACUGUUAUUCACGCCCUUGGUGAAGACCGAAGAUUCAAGUGUGGUAUUGCUCUUGAUGCGUGGAUGUUUCCAGUGAGUGAUGAUCUGUAUUCCAAGAUCCCACAGCCCCUCUUCUUUAUCAACUCUGCAAAAUUCCAGUCUCCUAGUGCUAUAAUAAAAAUGAAAAAAUUCUACCAACCUGAUAAGGAGAGAAAAAUGAUUACAAUCAGGGGUUCAGUCCACCAGAAUUUUGCUGACUUUACAUUUGUGACUGGCAAAAUAAUUGGAACCAAGCUUACAUUAAAAGGAGAAAUAGACUCAGGAGUAGCCAUCGGGCUCACCAACAAGGCAUCCUUGGCUUUCUUACAAAAGCACUUAGGACUUCAUAAAGACUUUGAUCAGUGGGACUCCCUGGUGGAAGGAGAUAACGAGAAUUUGAUCCCAGGGUCACCCUCUGACUCUGUCACCCAAUCUCCAGCUCCACAAAGCUCUACAGGAUCUCACACACAGAACUAGAAGAGCUUUUACAAAUUCUUUUAAGAUUUUCUGAGAGAGAGGGAGAGAGAGAGAGAGAGAGAGAGAGAGAGAGAGAAUGAGAAAGAUUGAGAGAGAUGUCAAUGUAUUUCCUCAAAUAACUAUUUUUAAAUGUGGGUUGAUAGAAUAGUGAUGUAAGGCCUUGAAUAAGAUUUUUUUCCCUGUAACUAUAAAGCAAAAUCGAGUACACAAAAAUCUUUACCAGACUAAAUUAUAUUUUCACUAAGCAGCUCCUUUUAGUGUCAAAAUUAAAAACUGCUUUUGUAUUAUCUUAAGGAAAAGUAUAUUAAGACAGGCAUGAUGCCGUUGAAAACCUGUAGCAAUGAUAUAACUUGCCUAAAUGUACACUAAUUAACAGAUUAUCUUUUAUUCUUAGUAGUAGAGUUGAAUUUUCGUGAUGUGAUAGUCUGUAUAGAAUUUGGUAGCAUUUCUCUUUGACUUUCAGCGAUGGUAAGAAAAAUGACAUGAAACUGAUAAUAAAGCCAUUGUUUUGAAGCAG